AUGGAGAUGCUACUGUUUGCCUCCUUUCUGGUCCUUCCAUGCUGGGCUAAGGCUAAUGGGACUGUGCCAGUGCCAUUGGCCACCUUGUCCACGGCCAAAACUGCAACAACCACAGCAGCUACUGACCACCUCGCGCUCAUGUCGUUCAGGUCAGCGAUCACAGGAGAUCCAUCCCACGCUCUGCGGUCGUGGGGAAACCAGUCGACGUCGAUGUGCCGGUGGCGCGGCGUCACCUGCGGCACGCGCGGCGGCCACCGCGGCCGUGUCGUCGGGCUCGCCCUCCCCGAGCUCAACCUCGACGGCACCAUUGCCUCCUCCCUGGGCGACCUCACUCACCUCCGGCAGCUUGACCUCCGAGCGAACAGCUUCCGUGGCGUCGUGCCGCCGGAGCUCGGGCGUCUCGCGCAGCUCGAGCACCUCAACCUCAGCAGCAAUUCCAUCCAUGGGGAGAUCCCUCCGGCGCUGGCGUCCUGCAGGCACCUCCGGGUUGUCAAGCUCCGGGUUGUUGACCUGAUGCACAACAUGCUGCGAGGAUCCAUCCCACCGGAGCUGGCCUCGCUGCGAGAUCUUGAGGUACUCAUUCUCGGGCACAACAACCUUACAGGAGAUAUCCCCAUCGAGCUUUGGAAUCUAAAAGGCCUUGUAUAUCUUCAUCUGAGACCAAACAUGAUUACAGGACAAAUCCCAACAGAGGUUGGGAACCUGAAAAACUUAACCGAGCUAUAUCUCGGUCAAAAUCAUUUGACUGGCCCUGUUCCUUCUUCUCUAGGUGAUCUCAACAAGUUGCAGAUAUUGUAUCUCGACAAUAACCAGCUUUCAGGGCCUAUCCCACCUUCCCUGGGGAAUCUCUCAUCUCUAACAGUUCUAGAUGUCCAAUCAAAUGCAUUAACUGGGAACAUUCCUGAGUCCUUAGGAAAUCUCAGACUACUCGAUGUCCUUUCUCUCACGUUUAACAAUCUUACAGGUCAAAUUCCUGACACUCUAGGAAACUUAUACUUCCUUACAGAGUUUUAUCUGAAUUUCAAUGAACUCGAGGGUUCAAUACCACCUUCGAUUUACAAUUUGUCCUCUCUCCUGUAUUUCUCGGUAGGAAAAAACAAACUCAGUGGGUCUCUUCAGAAUGACGUUGGAAACAAAUUCCCUAAGCUCAAGAGCUAUGACAUUUCUGACAAUGCAUUUCAUGGCACCAUACCACUAUCCCUAUGUAAUGUCUCAACGCUCGAAUUACUUCAGCUACCAAUCAAUUCCUUUUCGGGGGUAGUACCAAAUUGUCUUGGAAUUAAUACUAAGAACCUGUUUGCACUAAUACUUCCACAAAACCAACUAGUAGCACGGAAUGACGAAGAUUGGGGCUUUAUUUCUAGUUUGGCAAAUUGUACUAAGCUUCAGUACAUACUCCUUUCAAGAAACAAACUAGAAGGCGUGCUACCAAAGUCAGUAGCAAAUCUUUCUACAAGUUUAGGAACGUUUAGUAUUACAAAAAACAGAGUGAGUGGGAACAUACCUGAAGGGAUUGGAAAUCUUGUUGGCUUAGUGACACUUCACUUGGGAGAGAAUCUUCUUAAUGGGACCAUUCCUGCUUCGCUUGGGAAACUUCGGAGUUUGGGUGAACUGGACAUAGCAAUAAACAAACUAUCUGGAUCCAUCCCUCCAACUCUUGGAAACCUAACAAUGCUAAAUAGGCUCAGCCUUCACGAAAAUACACUCAAUGGACCUGUACCUUCUAGCCUUGGUAGGUGUCCUUUGGAAUUUGUCAGCUUAGCAUAUAAUCAGCUGGUUGGUCAAAUACCAAAGGAAAUUUUUCUCAUCUCCACAUUAUCUGACUUUGCUUACUUCGAAGGCAACAACUUCACUGGAAUAUUGCCACCAGAGGUUGGUAACCUUGUAAACCUUGGUAGACUUGAUAUAUCAGGAAAUAGGAUAUCAGGGUCAAUUCCUACCUCCCUUUCUGAGUGUAGUAGUUUGCAAUAUCUCAAUAUGCAAGAAAAUCUCUUUGAUGGAACAAUUCCGUCAUCCCUAGAACAAUUGAAAGGGUUACAAGUUCUUGACCUUUCAAGAAAUAACUUGUCUGGGCAAAUCCCUGAGUUCAUUGGAAGAAUGCAAGGGCUUACCAACCUAAACAUCUCAUUCAACAAUUUUGAGGGUCAAGUUCCAGAACUUGGAAUAUUUCUGAAUGCAAGCGCAGUUUCCAUUGAGGGGAACAGUGGUUUAUGUGGAGGUAUCCUUCAAUUGAAUUUGCCACAUUGUAUAAACCAUACUUCCAAGAAGUCGCACAAACUUUUCAUAGCAAUCUCAUUAGGAAGCACAACCUUGUUCAUCAUCUUAGCAUGCUCACUGUUAGCACUAUGGAAGUCAAAGGAUCAUGUGAGAAAUAUCAGACAAACUCUAUCACUCCCCUAUGGAGAACAUAUCAGAGUUUCCUAUGCUGACUUAAUGAAAGCAACAGGUGGUUUUGCUUCUGAAAACCUCCUAGGAACAGGAAGCUUCGGUUCAGUGUAUAGAGGAACAAUGAUGAAUGAUGACCAAGAAGUGAAUGUCGCUGUCAAAGUGCUCAGGCUGCAGCAGCGAGGAGCAUCUCAAAGCUUUGUCGCAGAAUGUGAAACUUUAAGAUGCAUUAGACAUCGAAAUCUUGUGAAAAUCUUGACGGUGUGCUCAAGUAUUGAUUCCAGUGGUCUUGACUUCAAAGCUCUUGUAUUUGAGUUUAUGCCAAAUGGAAAUCUAGACGAAUGGCUACACCAUCUGUUGGAAGAUGGGAACCAUAGGGUACUCAAUCUUUCAGAAAGGAUAGACAUAACCAUAGAUGUAGCUUGUGCACUUGAAUAUCUUCAUCAUCACAAGCCAGCUCCAAUAGUUCAUUGUGAUCUCAAGCCAAGCAAUAUUCUCCUCGACAAUGAAAAAGUUGCCCACCUAGGUGACUUUGGACUUGCAAGAUUCUUGGAUCAAGAUGAUACAAGUCUCCCAGAGAUAUCUAGUGGCUGGGCUACUAGAAGAGGGACAAUUGGAUAUGCUGCUCCAGGUUUGCCUCCAUUAACCAGUUUUUGUUCCUUUUGCUAGCUCCUUCUGAAACUGAAAUGUUCUGCUAUAUCUAUUUCAGAGUAUGGCCAAGGAAAUGAAGUCUCGGUCCACGGUGAUACAUAUAGCUAUGGAAUACUUCUGUUGGAGAUGUUCACUGGAAAGAGACCAACAGAUGGUGAAUUUGUGCAUGAUUUUAACCUGCAUAGGUAUGUGGAGCUAGCACUGAGAGACCAAGUCACCUGUAUGGUGGACCAAGACUUACUACCAGCAACGGAUGAUGGGACAGAAAAGACUCCCGUGUCUGAUAGCAUCAGAGAAAUAAGAAUGGCAGCCAUCACUUCAAUACUGAAAAUUGGAAUUCUGUGUUCAAAGGAACUACCAACAGAUCGCAUGCAGAUUAGUGAUGCUAUGAAGGAGCUAAUGGGGAUAAGGGAGAAGUAUCGCACACAUCUGUAAUGUAAAAUUGCACUCGUCAAGUUCUUGUGUGUCUUUCCUGCAUUCAGAUAUCCACGAAUUGAAUUUCAAUAAGUGCUUGGGAGAUCAGCAUAUUGUAAUUUCGUGUUACCGAAAUUACGAAAUAGAAAUCACUGCUAUAAUGGAUGUCUGGGAGACCAAGAUUAACAACCAUUCUCUAAAACAAACAUGAUGAUCGCGGAGCACUAGAUCUGUAACAACUUAGGGAAUAAGGUUGAAAGAUC
Messenger RNA from Oryza brachyantha (malo sina), 3713 nucleotides. Its product is annotated as receptor kinase-like protein Xa21. Gene Ontology annotation, biological process: protein phosphorylation. The transcript has 3 exons. The record is from RefSeq and is a predicted model, not a curated record. Lineage: Eukaryota; Viridiplantae; Streptophyta; Magnoliopsida; Poales; Poaceae. Gene Ontology annotation, molecular function: protein kinase activity; ATP binding; protein binding.